GUUCUAAUCGUUUUCUAGUCUGAUUCUACCGUAUAUAAAAGAGCAUGUUAAGCAGCGAGCUCGAAGAGAUUCAUUAAAUUGAGUUUAGGAAAAUGAUCACCGUAGCCGUACUUCUAUCAUUUCUCGCUCAUCUGAUGGUUGAAGCAUCACCAUCAUGGAAAGCAUUAGAUCCAGAGCAAACCCUGAACGCGUUCAAACACUGUUUAGACCAUCACCUUCCAUCGGGAUCGGACAGAGAGACGUACAAAUCGCUUUGGCUGGCCUGGAAGAUGGAACCGAACGAUUCCAUUACACACUGCUACCUGAGGUGUGCUCUGACCGGUUUGCAGAUCUAUGACCCGCAGGAAAACGCUUUCAAGUCUGAGCGGAUUCCAGUUCAAUAUCAUGCGUACAAAAAUGUCUCCCGAGCGCAACAGAACGAAGUCACCGAGUAUCAACAAGCGUUGGCCGCUGCCAAUCCAAAAACGGGGAGCUGUGUCGAUGUGUACAAUGCGUACCUUCCAGUUCACAACCGAUUCUUCAAAGUAUGCUCCCAACUGUAUCACGGUAUAAUCCGCCCGUUAAAGGUACCCCAGUAGCCAUUAGGUCCCAAUUUUGGACGAGAAUAGCGUUGAUUGAUUUACAAUAAGAUACGAUCGGCAACACAUAA
Anopheles stephensi (Asian malaria mosquito) is the source of this 649-nucleotide messenger RNA. RefSeq lists its product as uncharacterized. Gene Ontology annotation, molecular function: odorant binding. Bases 93 to 578 code for a protein of 161 amino acids. The transcript has 3 exons. The record is from RefSeq and is a predicted model, not a curated record. NCBI's taxonomy places the organism in Eukaryota, Metazoa, Arthropoda, Insecta, Diptera, Culicidae.